This is a messenger RNA of Pimephales promelas (fathead minnow), 2663 nucleotides long. It is a transcript of the gene lcp1, whose product is annotated as lymphocyte cytosolic protein 1 (L-plastin). Gene Ontology annotation, cellular component: actin filament bundle; actin filament; cytoplasm. The record is from RefSeq and is a predicted model, not a curated record. Lineage: Eukaryota; Metazoa; Chordata; Actinopteri; Cypriniformes; Leuciscidae. Gene Ontology annotation, biological process: actin filament bundle assembly; actin filament network formation. Gene Ontology annotation, molecular function: calcium ion binding; actin filament binding.
GUGUAGGCCUCUGUGUAUGUCACUUCCUUCCUCUCACAUUUGAAUAGAGUUGCAGCAGAACCUCUGAAAGUGACCAGACACAGAUCCACCCUGAAGUCCACUGCAGGUGAUCUAUCUAUCAGUGAACGAUGGCGGACAUAAAACACAUCCCAGCGGAGGACAUGGAGGAGCUGAGAGAGGCCUUCAGCAAAGUCGAUGUGGACGGUAACGGUUACAUCAGCACAGACGAGCUGAACGACCUUUUCCGAGCCGCAAACCUUCCUCUGCCGGGAUACCGUAUCCGAGAGAUCGUCCAGGAGCUCAGCAGGACCAUGGACCUCAACCAGGACGGGAAGAUCACCUUCGAUGAGUUCGCCAAGGUUGUUCAUGAUCUGAAGAGCUCAGAAGUGGCCAAGACCUUCCGGAAAGCCAUUAAUAAGAAGGAGGGAAUCUGUUCAGUGGCGGGAACAUCGGAACAAUCCGGGACACAGCACUCGUACUCCGAGGAGGAGAAAGUGGCUUUUGUGAACUGGGUCAAUAAAGCCUUGGAGAAAGAUCCGGACUGCCAGCACGUUCUUCCCAUGGAUCCCAGUUCCGACGACCUGUUCACCGCAGUGGGAGACGGCAUCGUACUCUGUAAAAUGAUCAACCUGUCUGUGCCGGACACGAUCGACGAGAGAACCAUCAACAAGAAGAAGCUCACACCCUUCACGAUCCAGGAGAACCUGAACCUCGCGCUGAACUCGGCCUCUGCUAUCGGCUGCCAUGUGGUGAACAUCGGAGCAGAGGACCUGAAGGAGGGCAGGCAGCAUUUAGUGCUGGGACUGCUGUGGCAAGUCAUCAAAAUCGGCCUGUUCGCCGACAUCGAAAUUAGUAGGAACGAAGCUCUGAUCGCACUGCUCAGGGAUGGAGAGAGUUUGGAGGAUCUGGUUAAACUGUCUCCUGAGGAGCUGCUGCUGCGCUGGGUCAACUAUCACCUGGAGGAGGCCGGAGCGCCCAAAAUCAACAACUUCAGCUCCGAUAUCAAGGACUCCAAGGCUUAUUACAACAUCCUGAACCAGGUGGCACCCAAAGGAGACGACGAGGGCAUCCCGGCCAUCCCUAUCGACAUGACUGGCAUACGGGAAAAAGACGACCUGAAGAGAGCCGAGAACAUGCUGGAACAGGCCGACCGGCUCGGGUGCCGACAGUUCGUCACGGCCACAGACGUGGUGCGAGGAAACCCCAAACUCAACCUGGCCUAUGUGGCCAAUCUGUUCAACAAGUAUCCCGCUCUGAAGAAGCCAGAAAACCAGGACAUCGACUGGAGCUCGAUCGAGGGAGAGACCAGAGAGGAACGCACCUUCAGAAACUGGAUGAACUCACUGGGCGUUAAUCCACGAGUCAAUCAUCUCUAUGUGGAUCUGGCGGAUGCGCUGGUGAUCUUCCAGCUGUAUGAGAAGAUCAAGGUUCCUGUGGACUGGGACAGAGUGAACAAACCACCGUAUCCCAAACUGGGCAGCAACAUGAAGAAGCUGGAGAACUGCAACUACGCAGUGGAGUUGGGGAAGAAGGAGGCCAAGUUCUCUCUGGUGGGAAUCGCUGGACAGGAUCUGCAUGAGGGCAAUCGAACUCUCACACUCGCGCUACUCUGGCAGCUCAUGAGGAGGUACACACUGAACAUCCUGGAGGAUCUGGGCGACGGGCAGAAGGUGAACGACGACACCAUCGUGACCUGGGUGAACGACGCGCUCAAACAAGCCGGAAAAGGCACCAUCACCGGCUUUAAAGACGGGUCCAUCUGCACCAGUAUGCCGGUCCUGGACCUGAUUGACGCCAUCCAGCCCGGCUCCAUCCGCUACGACCUCCUCAAGACAGAAGACCUGACCGAUGAAGAGAAACUCAACAACGCCAAGUAUGCGAUUUCUAUGGCGAGGAAGAUCGGAGCCCGUGUGUACGCGCUGCCGGAGGAUCUGGUGGAGGUGAAGCCGAAGAUGGUGAUGACGGUGUUCGCUUGCCUCAUGGCUCGGGGAAUGAGACGAAUCUAGAACUGGGAUUAUACGCCUACGCCUUUUACAUUUCCUUCAUGUGCCUUUUAUAGUUGUUCAACUAUUGGGUUCCUGUUUCAUGCACUGUAAAAAAUAUCUAAACAUUCUUAUAUCAAAUUUUGACAUGUCAUAAUGUCCGAAUUUCAACUUUUUAUGUCACAGGCUAAUUAUGAUUUACAAAAGCAUGAUUUUCUUGUCAUAACUAGGCCUUUAUUAUUGAUGCACCGAAAUUUUGGCAACCAAAAAUAUUUUCCGUUUCAGGUCAAACUCUUUUUAAAACUCACUUAAUUUGAUUAAGACUUUACAUCUUAACAUGUGACAUAAUGCAUAUUGAUUCAAGAAUGCACCGGAAAAUAGAGAAUAUGAAAAAACACUCUAAUUGAAUACAUCUAUUAAUGCAAAAGUUGCCCAGGAAUCUGUAUGAUUUGCCUGUUGAUAAACGGGCCUAAAGCCGUGUGAAGAAGGUCAAAGGUCACGUCUGUUUGGGCACUGUGUGCGUAUGUGGUGAAACAAAGAGAGGCCAGUUUUGCUCUUUUUAAAUGUUCAGGUACUUCAGGCUAUAAAUGACAGCAAACACACGUUCAGACUCAUAGAUCUGAAUCAAAUGUACAUGUUCAAGUGUCACUCUGCAAAUAAAAACGAAGUUUUGUAACUUGA